Messenger RNA from Wickerhamiella sorbophila, 462 nucleotides. RefSeq names its product Mitochondria fission 1 protein. Gene Ontology annotation, biological process: autophagy of mitochondrion; mitochondrial fission; peroxisome fission. The transcript has a single exon. Bases 1 to 462 code for a protein of 153 amino acids. Gene Ontology annotation, cellular component: peroxisomal membrane; mitochondrial outer membrane. Gene Ontology annotation, molecular function: protein binding. The record is from RefSeq and is a predicted model, not a curated record. Lineage: Eukaryota; Fungi; Ascomycota; Dipodascomycetes; Dipodascales; Trichomonascaceae.
AUGAACGCAACCACGUACUAUGCUUCUCUAGAGGAGUGCAAAAAGCCGCUGCCCAAUGAGGAGUUGGAGAUUUUGGCCAAACAGUAUAACCGGGAGGGAGACCAUGCAUCCAUCCAGACCCGGUUCAACUACGCCUGGGGGCUGAUCAAAAGUAACGAUCCAGAGCACCAGCGGAUGGGCGUCGAGAUUUUGACGCAAUUGUUCAAGUCCGCACCCGAGCGCCGUCGUGACUCUCUUUACUAUUUAUCCAUUGGCUGCUACAAACUGGGCGACUACACGAAUGCCCGCCGCUACGCUGACGCGUUGUUACGCUACGAUCCAACCAACCCACAGAUCAAUCAGUUACGCCAGGAGAUUGAGGACAAGCUCAACAAGGAGGGCAUGAUUGGUAUGGCAAUUGUGGGUGGUGCAGUCGCAGUUGGUGCAGCAGUGCUUGGUGCCAUGCUGCGCCGUCGCAGAUAA